Messenger RNA from Argentina anserina (silverweed cinquefoil), 471 nucleotides. RefSeq names its product ethylene-responsive transcription factor ERF098-like. Gene Ontology annotation, biological process: ethylene-activated signaling pathway; regulation of DNA-templated transcription. Bases 1 to 471 code for a protein of 156 amino acids. Gene Ontology annotation, molecular function: DNA-binding transcription factor activity; DNA binding. NCBI's taxonomy places the organism in Eukaryota, Viridiplantae, Streptophyta, Magnoliopsida, Rosales, Rosaceae. The record is from RefSeq and is a predicted model, not a curated record. The transcript has a single exon.
AUGGAGGACCCUCGCAAAGGGAAAGAAGCGAGGACAGGCAAGGAAGAAGGACAUUAUCGGGGAGUUAGAAGGAGGCCUUGGGGGAAGUUCGCGUCGGAGAUAAGAGACCCUUCGAGGCAGGGUGCUCGUCUGUGGCUCGGUACAUUUGACACAGCAGAGGAAGCCGCAAGGGCAUAUGAUAAGGCUGCAUUUAACCUAAGGGGUCAUCUUGCCAUACUGAACUUCCCCAGUGAGUACUAUUCUCGAGUCAUGGGCUCCCCUCCUUAUCCUCCAAGAGUUCAAUCAUCCUUCUCUUCUUCAUCGUCUUCUUCUACUUCGGCUGCAGCUACUGCUAGUAGUGCUGCUGGUGGGAGCUGUGAGAGUGCAACUAGUUCAUCUGCUGGACAAGGAAGACAAGUGUUUGAGUUCGAGUACCUGGAUGACAAGGUGUUGGAGGACCUUCUUGAUUGGGAAGACGAGAAACAUAAAUGA